This is a messenger RNA of Dovyalis caffra, 588 nucleotides long. The record is from the annotation of a GenBank genome assembly. Lineage: Eukaryota; Viridiplantae; Streptophyta; Magnoliopsida; Malpighiales; Salicaceae.
AUGGGUUAUUGGAAAUCAAAGGUUCUUCCAAAGAUCAAGAAGGUUUUUGAGAAGGACAGUGCCAAGAAGGCAGCUGGAGCUGAAGCUACCAAGACCUUUGAUGAGUCUAAGGAAGAAAUCAGCAAGGAGUUUGAAGAGAAGAAGACUGAACUUGAACCAAAAGUGAUAGAAAUCUAUGAAGCUUCAUCAGCUGAAAUCAAGACCUUAGUUAAGGAUCCCAAAGAAGCAGGAUUAAAGAAGCACUCUUCUUCAGUUCAAAAGUUCCUUGAUGAGCUUGUUAAAAUCGAGUUUCCAGGAUCAAAACUAGUAUCUGAAGCAUCUUCAAAACAUGGACCAGCCUAUGUUUCAGGUCCAGUUUUCUUCGUCUUUGAAAAAGUCUCAAUCUUUAUUCCGGCAGAGGAAAAGGCAGUCGAGCCACCACCAGCACCUGAAACAAAAACGGAAGAAACAACUACUAGCACAGAGAAGGAGAUAGUAGUUGAGGAAGACAAGAAAGAAGAGGCAGCAGUAGCGGAGGCUUCAGAGAAGGCUGAACCAGUGGCUGAGCCACCUGCCAAGGUGGAGGAAGCAGAACCACCAAAGCCAUGA